GGCCCGCCUCCCUGAGCUGGAGGCGCCCGGCGCGCCGCGGUGAGGGCCUCCGGGCUUUCCAGCCGAAGCCGGCAACCGCGCGCGCCCGGGAGCGACCAUGGCGAGGCCGACCGCACGGCCAGUCAUUUCAGUAUCUUUCUUAACAAAGGAGAAUGAUGGCCUGGGAGCUUACGUUUACUGGGCGCACUGGAUGCUGCUAAUCUUCACAACCAUCCUUCAGAGGAGGAAUUGUUAUGUGCUUUUACAAAUAAGGAAACAAGCAGAGAGGUUAAUUUUCACAAGCCCAUGAGACUACACCUGAUGGGAGCAGGAUUUGCACCUAGAAACUCAGGGGAAAGAGGCAUGGAUAGGAGCAGUUAGCUGCCAGAGGGGUAGCUGUCAGGUGUUCAGGAGGCUCUUCUGUCAUCUGUCUACCUACAGACCGAUUUGGUUCUUGGCAGCAGUGAUGCUAUGCAGGGCGCAAGUCAUGACCCAAAAUGAAAAAAAGCCGCUGAACACACCUGCUUCCUUAAGAUGCUCUCUGCAAAAUUCCGAGGAAGUCUUGAUUGUGACAUGGCAGAAAAUCAAGGCUGUUAGCCCAGAAAACAUGGUCACCUUCAGCAAGAACCAUGGGGUUGUGGUCCAGCCUGCCUAUAAAGACAAGAUAAACAUCACCCAGCUGGAACUCAAGAACUCAACCAUUACGUUCUGGAACACCACCCUGGAGGAUGAAGGGUGUUACAAGUGCCUCUUCAAUACUUUUGGUUCUGGGAAGAUCUCAGGAACAGCCUGCCUCAGCCUCUCUGUACAGCCCACAGUGUUCCUUCACUAUAAAUUCUUCGAAGACCACCUAAAUAUCACUUGCUCUGCCAAUGCCCGCCCAGCCCCUGUGAUCUCCUGGAAGGUGUCUGGGUCAGAGAUUGAAAACAGUACUGAGGUUCUCUUUCACCCCAAUGGGACCACGUCUGUCACGAGCGUUCUCCAGGUCAAAGACCCCAAGCGUCAGGUGGGGAAGGAGGUGGUCUGCCAGGUGCUGCACCUGGGGAAUGUGACCAGCGUCACGCAAACUGUGCAUAAAGGAUUUUGGUUUUCAGUUCCGCUCUUGUUAAGCAUUGUUUCCUUGGUAAUUCUUCUGGUCUUAAUCUCCAUCUUACUAUACUGGAAACGUCGUCGGAACCAAGACCGAGGUAAGUUAUCAUAGGAAGUACAAAGAAGGAAACAAAUGAUUUUUUUAAUAGCACUGUGGAGAGUACAGGAAGAUGUAAAUAAGGGAUGGCAACAAUGUGUCCUGCUUGUUGUUGCUGGUGUUUUAGAACACUUUUGGGGUCAUUUUCUAGCAGUUGGACAUUAAACUGGAUGUUUCUGCUUUUUAUUUGCUACAAUCAUUUAAUGGCUAAUUAUUUGUAAGUUGAGAGUAAGGGUCGAUGAGAGGAAAUGUAGACAAUGUCCAAUCCCUGUAGAGUCAGCUGACAGCCACACCGGAGAAAGAAGUCUCCGUACCCACACUAUGUUCUUCUACCCAUUAACAAGAAGGACAGUCUCUUUUCCUUUUACAGCGAGCGCUCCCUGGGCCAGCUAGUCCACGUAAGAGACUCUGAAAUUGUCCAGUAUACUCACUAAUUAAAUAGUAUUUUCUAUGUUAUACUCCUACUAUGCCUCAAAUACUAUAGGCAGCUUACAGGUGACCUACACUUAUUAACUCCGUCAUGUCAUUCUGUCCUUAUAGACUAUAAAUUUUUUUCUGUCCCUACAACAUCUAUCACAGUGUCUUAUGUAUAUGAAGUUCUCAAUAAACUUUCAUUAAGACAGUGAAUGAAUCGGAUGGAUGGAUGGAUGGACAGAUAGAUAAGAUUUUCAAAGUGACAUUUUCAAUUCUCUUUUUCUUAUUGUAAUUUCAGUACCUCAUAAAUGCUGAGUCUAAAACCUUGGGAGAUACUAUAAAAUGAGAAGCUAUAAAACAAGAGGAGUCAGCUAGAGAGAGAGAUUUAAAUUUUUUUGUUUUCGGGAGGCAGUGCAUAAUUUAUUAAAGUUAAUGCAAAGCUUCAGUUUAUGGUGUGUGUGAUGGGGAUUUCCAAGGGUGAAAGGCUGAUAUGGGAAUUUUUUCCAUCUCGGAUGACUGAAAGAUAGGGAAGAAAAAAACUGUUGGUUUUUUAAAGUUAAAUCGUAAGCUAUCUUUCAUGUUGUAGGUUUUUUGAACACUUAAUUUUGCGUAAGCCUUAUACAAGUACCAGAUUAAUUCUUGUGAUUUUAUAAGAAAAGCAACAAAUCUUCAGUGUCAAUGACCCUUUUGCAAAAGUAGAUAAAAGUGUCUGUUCGAUGGGAAGAGGAAAUUACAGAUCAGAUAAUUUUAUUGCAUAUAAACAUAAGCCCAUAGAAUUCAUUAGUGCUCUGCAGAAUGUCAGAGGCAGUAGGCUGUUUGAUUUUACUUUAUCCAAACAUUUCAUUUUUCCCAUUAGGACUUGAAGCCAGAGAGAGAAAUUGACUUCCUUCCCUAAGGUCGCACAGCUAGUUAACAACAGGCUUAGGACUAGAACGCUGGUUUUGGUCUGCUGACCUCUGCCAGAACGUUCUUCCAGCUAUGAUGCCCUGGAGUCCUGACUUGAAAGGCAUUAUUGGGUUGCAUGUAUUUUAAUCCUAGCUUGCUGUUACUGUUGUACUCUUUUGGAAAGCGUGAGGAAAGAAGUAUGAAGUGUUCAAAUUCAUCUUAAAAAGUCCCUGUUGGACAAGAAUCUUAUAAUACAAUCUAUUCAAGCCCAAGGUAAAUUCCACUAGAAUUGGGCAUUUGCAAAAUAAUUGUCCUUUGUUCAUUAAGUAAGUCUUGGGUUUUCUGGGAAACAUCAUUGUUCAAUGUCUUUUCUAGUUGAAGCAAAGGGAGUCAGCUUAUCUUUGUUUCUAGGCUUUUUCUCAUUUAUGAAAAUAAACACCUGAACCUCUACAGAAUCUUGCAAGCACUGGGAUUGCCAUUUACUGAUGAUGUCUUCAUGACAUACGGCCAAAUCAGUUAAUUACAUUGAAUGUUCAGUGGCACAUUUUGGGGGGCUGAAUUUUUUUUCUGGUUUCAAAUAUUUUAACAGCCAGAUGAUUUGGUCCCAUUUACUUAAAUAGCUAGUAAAACAAAGUGUCGGUUAUGCUGGAGACUUAAACACUCAAGAUCAAAACUGAAGUUAUAACAAAAGUUGGGCGAAAGGGAAGAAAACCAUAGAAGAUGUUGACAUUUUAAAUUUCUUUAAGUAGCAAAUCCUGAUUAUCAAUUUGUGAUGAAAGCCAAUGGACCUACUACAUUUGCUUCCUCUUUCCUUACCCUUCCUUACUUUGGAUUUUCUUUUUUUUUUUUCUCUUUUUCUUUCCAUCAUCUCCUGAACACCUAAAACUUUUGGAUGGGCAGGAAAACAUGAUCAGUCAAAAAUGACACCAAGUUUCUGAUCCCAGUGACUGGAACAAUGGUGAUGUGCUCAGAAAUAAGGAAGUGAAAAGGGGAACUGAAUGUGUGUGAGUGUGUGUGUGCUUGUGUUCAAGUUCAUGGAGAGAGAAGGAGGGGAGGAGGGAUGAAUUCAUUCUUGAUGAAUUCAUUCUUGAACUCACUGAAUGUGAGUAGAAAAGAAUCCUCUCCAGGGAGCCGCCCCAUGGUAAGACAAAUCUAGUUAAGUAAGUGUGACUCAGCAACAACAAAGUCUAUUUAGAUCAAAAUCACUUAUUCAUUGCUCACAAAAGCACAAGCAAAUUUAUAGUUUUGGGAUAGAGGAGUGAUCUCUAAUGAUGAUGUCACUUUUGUAGAAAAAUCACUUUUUCUUGUGAUUCUGUUUAAUGCCAGAAAAUGGUUGUGUUCUUUUCACCAGUGAAGGUGAAAUACCUCUGGAGGAAGGUAUGAUGACUUAGAGGCAAUUUCUCUUUGUAUCAGUCCUGGUGGGAUCAUUGUAGUUACUUCCCAUGAAACGACAUCAGUAAGAUAAUAGGUUGAUUAAUAGGUUGAUAUGUUUUCAAAGAACAGCCUCUUUCCUUUGUCUUUCGUGAAUCCAGUACUUUAUUACUAAAAUAGAAAGUGAAAAAAUAAAAUAAAAUUUCCUAGGGAAAUUUUCCACCAUUCUAUAUUAGUUCUUGCUAUUAAAACCCAGUUGAUGUCAUAAAUGUGCCCCUUCCACAAUGAAAUUAAAUUUGAGCUUGAGAAUAGCCUUUUAUUUCUCAUUAGUCAACCCACCAAUGAUUACAUGCUUCUCAAAAACUCACCUCACUUUGGGGCAGAUCUUAAUAGACAGAUAAUCACCUCAGUUUUUGAAAUUUUUGAGUACUAGUUUUCUUUUGUUUGAUUGAGUCAAGGCAGAAUUGGCAAACAGUAGAAAAUUUAGACAUUCAUAUGAAAUGCACACGCCAGAUUUCACUUUUUCUUCAAGUGUCUAGCUAUUUCAUAGCAAAGUGGUUUUUUUUUCUUGCCCACAUUAUCUAUAAUUACCCUGAAUUCUUUCACUUCACUUCAUAAUAAUGUAACCUGUAAAUGGGCUCUUUCAAUGAUAAUGGCAGUGUUAAUAAAACACUAUGUUCUGGGUAGAAUCAUGCCAUUUUUUUCUUUUUUAAGAUUUUAUUUAUUUGACAGAGAGAGAGAGAGAAGAGCAGGGGGAGAGGGAGAAGCAGGCUCCCCGCAAAGCAGAGAGCCCGAUGUGGGACUCGAUCCCAGGACCCUGGGAUCAUGACCUGAGCCGAAGGCAGAUGCUUAACCGACUGAGCCACCCAGGCACCCCGCCAUUUUUUUCUAUUUUAAGCUUAGUACUCUAUCAAAUAACAAAAGUGCCCAAAGGACAAUUUAUGAUGGUGAAAUUGGUGACUGGUUAGAAGGACAAUACAAAGAGUAUUUGUUUCUAAAAUAAUAAGAAUCUUUGCUUUGCGUAAUAAUUGUACUUAACAUCUCCCUGAGGCAGGCUAGAUGGGUGGUAGCCAGCACCCCUACCCCAGUUUCCUCAUAGCUCUAAGCUGAAGAAAUGGGGUGUUUUAUACAAGAAAAGUGUGGGGCAACCUUUAUUGGACUGCUUAGGUCAAAACUGCUGGGAGAAAUCUUCCAUUCCAACGUAUUUUUCUACAAGAGUUUACCCUUGAAUGGGGGCAGAUGCCAUCCAUCAUACCAAAAUGUCACGACCAGAUGACACAGUCACUCACUAGCAGAACCUUAAGCCUGGGCAUUCUUGCCUGAGCUGUUCUGUGUUUUUUUUUUUUUACCACAGACAGCAGGUACUGGAAUUUUGGCAGGUUUAAAAUGUUACAGUUUCUGGUAAAGAAUUACUUAAGAUUACACAGAGAAUGAGAGGUAGCCCCAAGAUAAAAUCCCAGGUCUUUGCCUGCCUUGUAGGGAGGUCCACAUCCUUUCAGUUUAGGUGCGAGAAACCUGAUAGCCCUGGAAAGGCCCUCCAUGGGUCUACUUUGUGACCAUUCCCAGCCCAAGGUCCAGUGAGUUAGUAUCCACAGAGAGCAAAGCUCAAGGUCUUAUAAAUAAAAUACAUGUAGAUUAUUUGGAAUUCUCUCUCUCUUUUUUUUUUUUACUUGUAGUCCUAAGUGAUUCUGUAAAAGAUUAUUUCCUAGAAUUACCUACGUCCCUUGGAGAGAGUCAUGGUCUCCCCACAUCACAUUGGGUCAGGAAUGUCCUUAUCUUUGCCAAUGAAAUAUGCACAGGUGUGUUCUAUGCUUAUUGACACUUCUGUUAUGUAUCUUCUUCAAAUGUGUUAGGAUAGACAUUAUAAAUGUUGGAAGUUAAUAUCUUGAUCUUUCUUUUAUCCAGAGCCCUAGAGGAAAUCACACAGAACCUGGAAAAUUUACUCCCUGGUCUACUUGAAUCCGACUCAGAAGAAAGGCAGGAGGAAAA
Messenger RNA from Mirounga angustirostris (Northern elephant seal), 5824 nucleotides. RefSeq names its product CD200 molecule (gene CD200). Gene Ontology annotation, biological process: heterotypic cell-cell adhesion; negative regulation of neuroinflammatory response; negative regulation of macrophage activation. Gene Ontology annotation, molecular function: cell-cell adhesion mediator activity. The transcript is spliced from 6 exons. Gene Ontology annotation, cellular component: axon; cell surface; neuronal cell body. Bases 446 to 1180 code for a protein of 244 amino acids. NCBI's taxonomy places the organism in Eukaryota, Metazoa, Chordata, Mammalia, Carnivora, Phocidae. The record is from RefSeq and is a predicted model, not a curated record.